Molecule: messenger RNA, 841 nt
Organism: Phytophthora sojae
Lineage: Eukaryota; Oomycota; Peronosporomycetes; Peronosporales; Peronosporaceae
Exons: 1
Coding region: 51-728 (225 amino acids)
Biological process (GO): glutathione metabolic process
Cellular component (GO): cytoplasm
Molecular function (GO): glutathione transferase activity
Source: RefSeq, a predicted model, not a curated record
GCGCACAAGUCCCCUAUCUCGCACACACACCCCAGACCAACAGCCCCACCAUGUCGUCGCUCAAGCUGUACGCCAACCUCAUCAGCCAGCCGAGCCGCGCCGCCGAGUGGGCGCUGCGCCUCAAGAAGCAGGAGCACGAGUUCGUGGCCAUGGACUUCGGCAGCGCGGCCUUCUCGUCGCCCGAGUUCCUGGCGCUCAACCCGAACGGCUUCAUCCCCGUGCUGCAGGACGGCGACUUCUCGCUCUUCGAGGGCAACGCCAUCCUCGUGUACCUGGCCGAGAAGCUCGGCUGGACCGACCUGUACCCGGCAGACGCGCGGGCCCACGCCAAGGUGAACCAGUACCUGCACUGGCACCACACGAACGCGCGCCUCAUCACGCCCAAGGUGCUGGUGCCGCUCAUGCACACCAAGCAGAACGCGGCCACGCCCGAGGAGGCCGUGCUGGUCAAGGACACGCCCGCGCUGCUCACCAAGCUCGCGGAGCUGCUCGAGAAGUUCCUGGUCAAGGACUUCGUGGCCGAGACGGACCACGCCACGGUGGCUGACAUCGCCGCGUACUGCGAGUUCGUGCAGAUCGAGCUCAUGGGCAUCUUCGACUUCUCCAAGUACCCCAAGGUCUCGGCCUGGCUGCAGCGCAUGAAGGCCGUGCCGCUCCACGACGAGAUCCACGAGCCGCUCGACCAGUUCCUCUCCAGCCUCGGUCUCAAGACCAAGGCCAACCCGUAAGCACUCACAGCCCAGAUCAAUUGUCCUUGUAGCAGCUUGAAGCAUUUGACUCGCUGCAGCGGGAGUGCUGUUAACUCUUCAAUACAUUCAAACAUUUGAUAGUGGUUCUUAUG